Messenger RNA from Choloepus didactylus (southern two-toed sloth), 2297 nucleotides. RefSeq names its product lectin, mannose binding 1 like (gene LMAN1L). Gene Ontology annotation, molecular function: D-mannose binding. The record is from RefSeq and is a predicted model, not a curated record. Gene Ontology annotation, biological process: Golgi organization; endoplasmic reticulum to Golgi vesicle-mediated transport; endoplasmic reticulum organization. Lineage: Eukaryota; Metazoa; Chordata; Mammalia; Pilosa; Megalonychidae. Bases 1 to 1542 code for a protein of 513 amino acids. The transcript is spliced from 12 exons. Gene Ontology annotation, cellular component: endoplasmic reticulum-Golgi intermediate compartment; Golgi membrane; COPII-coated ER to Golgi transport vesicle.
AUGCCUGGGGUGGGUGGCCCAGAUGCCUUGCUCUGCCUUCUCCUUCUGCUUCUGGCCCCCCACAGCCCUGAGGGGGCCCAUCUGCCUCGGCGCAGGUUUGAGUACAAGCUCAGCUUCAAAGGACCAAGACUGGCAUUGCCUGGGGCUGGAAUCCCCUUCUGGAGCCAUCACGGAGACACCCUCCUGGGCCUGGAGGAGGUGCGGCUGGCCCCAUCCAUGCAGAACCGGAGCGGCGCCGUGUGGAGCCGGGCCUCUGUCCUCUUCUCCACGUGGGAGGUGGAGAUGCAGAUGAGGGUGACUGGGCCGGGGCGCCGCGGAGCCCAGGGCAUGGCCAUGUGGUACACCCAGGACAGGAGCCAAGUGGGUUCCAUUCUGGGGGCGCUGGCCCCGUGGGACGGCAUCGGGAUCCUGUUCGACUCCUCGGCCCAGGAUACCGAGAACAGUCCUGCCAUCCGGGUGCUGGCCGGUGAGGGGCUCGCCCCCCACGAGUCGCUGGGGGACAGAGCUAGCCAGGUGCUGGGCUCCUGCCACCGGGACUUCCGGAAUCGUCCGUACCCUGUCAGAGUACGGAUCACCUACUGGGGUCAGAGGCUGCGCGUAUCCUUGAACAGUGGCCUCACUCCCAGUGACCGGGAGGAGGUGUGCAUCGACGUGGGACCCCUGCUCUUGGCCCCAGGAGGUUUCUUUGGGAUCUCAGCAGCCACCAGCAUCCUGGCAGAUGACCAUGAUGUCCUGUCCUUCCUGACCUUCAGUCUGAACGAGCCAGGUCCAGAGGAUCCCCCCCAGCCCUUCCUGGAGAUGGAGGAGCUUCGGUUGGCAAAGAAGCUGGAAGGGCUGAGGGCAAGGCUGGCCCUGGACACAAGGGAAGACAAAAUUCCAAAGUCAGACUCUGAAGCCCAGGAAGGGGGACUUGGCCAAGGUCAGCGCCCUGCUCCGCGGGCAGCAGAUACUGCUCCAGGAUCUGCAAGAGAUGAGGGAAGCAGCUGCACGCAUGGCCUCACGAGCCCAGGUCUUCUACCUGCCUGUUGGCACCCAGCAUCAUUUCUUGGAGCUGGACCAGAUCCUGGGCUCCCUGCACAAGGAACUUUGGGUCUCAGUGAAAGCGGCAGCCAAAGCUCCCCGCCAACUGGGUCGGUCCCCAGGAGCCUCCUCAUGCCUGCGGCCUCGUAUCUUCCUGUUCUUUCUCCUCAUCCAGACUGUAGGCUUCUUCUGCUACGUGAACCUCAGGCAGGAGCGGAACAAGAGCUUUCAGGAGUGUCUGUUCGCAGGCAGCCUUCCUCCGAGUUCUGCAUCGGAAGUCCCCAGUGCCCUGGGUGCCCUAAGGAGACAGCCCCACACCCCCAGCAUGCAUGCAUGAUUCACCUCAAAGCCCAGGGGAAAUGUCCAUGUCUCAUGCCUGGAGGAUGGAGGGCUUGUCCAGUUGUGCCUUCAAAGUGUCUUCUAUGCCUCUCCUUCUGGGCACCCAACUCCUACCCACAGCUUAGCUUUUGGGUAAUUAAUUCCCACCUUAUUAAAGGUAGACUUCUUCUCCCCAUGCUUUGAUAUGAUCCUUUAUCUUCCAGCUUUGCCUGAAUCUCUUGGAAGGUUUCCACCUCCUUUUGGUAGGUAGCUGGCAGUGGGCUCCAAGCUGACAAGGAGGCCAAGGUCUCACUUGCCCUCCAAGAGACCAGAUAUUCCACAGGCCUUGGGCUCUGGACUACAGAGGGGUAGAGGACUGUCCUAGGGGGAGAGGAAGAGCUAAGUAUAAUUCUGUCCCCACCUUCACCCAGAACAGGGAGUGAAAGCUCCCAGUGCUUUUCCUGGCUCACUAGCAUCACCAUUAACAACCCUCUCCUUCCCCACUCCCAGCAGCUUCAGGGGUCUGCAGGGCAGAAAGAGGAACCUUGAGACCAUGAACCCUCGGAGCCAUAACUGGGAAUCCCCCUCUAGGAUCUCCCUCCCCCUUUUCCAGUGUCAAGUUCUUUGGUCAGCUUUGGGGCCAGUGGGUUGAGGGGUGGGGGCUCAGAGGGCCCAAGGUCCUUGCCCUCUUGCGGCUGGCCAGAUUUCCCAGCUGAAAUCCUGGCUAUCAGCGACCUCUAAGAGAAGGAAGUAGGGACAGGGUAGGAGGCAGGGUUCAGGCGCAUAUCAGAGCAGCCCCUUCUCAUAGGGAGCGACCCCACCCCCACUCUCCCCCUCGCAGGCCCUAAUCCGCUGUCGGCAGUGCCGGGCAGAGCUCGGAGUUGAAGGAAGCACGUGGGGGAGGCGAGAGUGGGGAGCGGGCACGUGGUCCAGCCUCCUCAGCCCCGUGCAUGCCCCCC